AUGGGUCCUAUUACCCCCCACUGGCUAGUGGCUACUACUCUUCGAGGAAAUACAAGUUUAUCUCCGUGAUAAACAUAUUACGGGAACAAAAGUGUAAUUUUUGCCUUGAAAUCGCUACUUGAGGUAGCGGUUUUACUGUGUGAUAAACGAAAUUUGUUUAUCACGGAGAUUAACUGGCAGCCUCUUGCUCUUCAUGAGUCUACUCUUGCAAUUCUUUUUCUAGUUGGUGUCAAGGUAAUUGACGAUGUGAUGAUUUUCUCUCUCCUUUGACCGCGCCGUUGAUGCUUCGGAAAGCGGCUUUAAUGGAGAACUCUGAGAAGCGGAUUCAAUGGAGAACUCUGAGUGCGCUUCAAUGGAGAACUCGUGAGAAGCGGCAAUGGAGGAGAGAGAAAGGUGGGCGCAAGAACAGAGGAGAAGAGAGAGAAAAUGAAAGGAAUGUGGCUUGAUUCAGUGAUAUAUUUUUGCUGUUUUAGUCUGCCAAGCAAGUGAGUUCUGACUAUGAUUAGUGAUAAAGUAGGGUUUAUCUGCAGUUGGUAGUUAAUUAGUAUAUUGGUGCUUGUUACUGCAAGAAACCUGGCCUUGUGCAUUGUGAUUUUGAGCAUUUAAUUGGGAGAAUCUAGUUAAGGGUAUCGGUUUCGAGGAAGGUUGGUUUUGAUUGUUGCUGUAUCUUUGUGCAUUGAGAUUUUUCACCUUUAGUUGGGAGAAUCUAGUUUGUGGUAUCUGUUUCGAGGAAAGUUGGUUUGGAUUGUUGUUGUAUCUUUGGUGAUGGAUUUCUUUAAAGUAAGGAAAUUUAGGAAAGCUCGUAAACCAAAUCCGCAUGAGGAGUUAGAGGAGAAGCCGAUUCCUCAUCCGGAGGAACCGAACAAUGAGAAUGGCAAUGUUAAUGGUAAAUCAGUUGUUGUGGAUGCUCCUGCUGAUGUGGAUGAUGAUGAUGAUGAUUUCAUCACGAAUGAGGUGAAGAGGAGGUUGAAAGAAUUGAGGAGAAACAGCUUUAUGGUACUGAUACCGGAAGAGGAAGGUGCUGAAGGAGAGGAGGACGGGGAGGAAGGUGAGACAAGCUCAAGUGAGGGAAGAGAUGUGGGAUCUCAAGUUGAACAUUUGUACUGUGAUUUAGAAUCUAUAUACGAAAAGUAUUGUGAGCGGAUGCUGUUCUUUGAUCGGAUGAGUUCUCAGCAACUCAAUGUGGCUGGCCCCAUGAGUCCUUCGACGCCAUCUCCAAGAGCUGGAUCUAGAAAGCUUGUAUCUUCUUUCAGAUGCCUUUCCCUGAAAAAGAUGGAAGAGCCUGAUAGUGACACUGAGCAGCUGCAGCAACCAGAUGAUAGUCCUUUCCAGGACCUCGAAACAGCUUAUGUAGCUCAUAUUUGCUUAACAUGGGAAGCCCUUCAUAGCCAGUACACACAGCUGAGCCAGAAGAUAUCUUGUCAGCCUGAGAAUCCUACUUGUUAUAACCACUGCGCACAGCAAUAUCAGCAGUUUGAGGUGUUGUUACAGAGAUUUAUUGAAAAUGAGCCUUUUGAGCAAGGUUCAAGAGUAGAAAAAUAUGCUCGAAGCCGAAAUUCUUUGUCCAAAUUACUACAGGUUCCGAAGGUGCAAGGUAUCUAUCAGAAUGCGGUUGAAGAUGAGGAAUCAGAUUACAGGAUUCUAGCCCCUGACCUUCUUAAGUUAAUUCAGACAUCAAUCUUGACUUUCUACUCAUUCUUGAGGUUGGAUAAGAAAAAGGCCGGUGGGGUUCGUAAUUUGUUUGGAAGCCAGAAUCAAAUGGCUACACCUCUUCAGCAAGUUCAGUCAGUUUCAGAAAAGAAAGGGUUAAAACUGAAGGAAUUGCGCAAGAAGAAGAGCUUCAAAAAGAAGGCAUGGCCAUCAACACACGAAGAAGUAAUUCUGCUCCUAAGUCUCAUCGAUGCCAAAGUUGUGUCAAGGGUUCUAAGAAUGGCUAUGAUCACAAAAGAUCAACUGCUUUGGUGCGAAGACAAGAUGAGAAAACUCGAUCUGACACAAGGGAAGCUCCACAGGGAUCCCUCUCCCAUUCUGUUUCCUUGUUGAAGGCCUGCAUUGCAAAAGACUCCAUUCUUCACCAUUAUGUUCCAACUCCCUUUCAUCCAACUCUGCGUAUAUGCCUUUUCCGAUUUCCUUCCUUCGAGGCACAAAUGCGGUGGAGAUUUUGUCGUAUGCUGCACUUAGUUAGUAGUCCCUCCUAUGUUCUACCGUCAUUGUGAUGCUGAUUAAUCCUGGGGUGUAGUGAGUCAUAAUGGCUUAAAAACAUUGGCUUCUGACUUAUCAUAUGUUUGAAAAGCCGUUAGUUUAUGCUACCCUUGACUAAUUAUGUAGCUGGGCAUGAAUAUUUGGUGAUCUGCUACUAGUAAUUUUUAAAUCAAUGGCUAUGAUCUCUUCACUCCUGAAAGUAUUGACAGGUUCUUCACUGGCAUUUUGGAGGAAUGGAGGUCUCAACCCUUGUUUUAUUUUAUUGUAUAUGUUUAAUUUUUUAUUUUCAAAUUGAUUUUAAGUAAAUAGGAAUAGAAUAUAUUGAUAUUAUAGCA
Chenopodium quinoa (quinoa) is the source of this 2537-nucleotide messenger RNA. RefSeq lists its product as uncharacterized. The transcript has 6 exons. The coding region runs from base 766 to 2043 and encodes 425 amino acids. The record is from RefSeq and is a predicted model, not a curated record. Lineage: Eukaryota; Viridiplantae; Streptophyta; Magnoliopsida; Caryophyllales; Amaranthaceae.